This is a messenger RNA of Pongo pygmaeus (Bornean orangutan), 2505 nucleotides long. Its product is annotated as phospholipid-transporting ATPase IB-like. Bases 1 to 1464 code for a protein of 487 amino acids. Gene Ontology annotation, molecular function: magnesium ion binding; ATPase-coupled intramembrane lipid carrier activity; ATP hydrolysis activity. Gene Ontology annotation, biological process: phospholipid translocation; neuron development. Lineage: Eukaryota; Metazoa; Chordata; Mammalia; Primates; Hominidae. The transcript has 13 exons. Gene Ontology annotation, cellular component: trans-Golgi network; plasma membrane. The record is from RefSeq and is a predicted model, not a curated record.
AUGGCUGGGGGUGCCGCUGGCCUUGGCGACCCCGCCGUCCCCGCGCGGUCGCCCUCCCCAGCCCGGCAAGCAGCUUGGGCGUCCAGCCCGGCCCAGUCCCUGCAGGGAGGGAGCGCAGGAGCUGGGGGCCGCUCUCCCGGGGCGGGGCUUGCUCCACAAGCGCCGGGGGCGGCGCGGGGCGUGGACGUGGGCGUGGGAGGGGCCGGGGGCGGGGCCGGCCGUGGCUGCGGCGGGGGCGGCGGCGGCGUCUCCAGUGGGAGCCAAGGACCUGUUCGUUCUUCUUUGGGCUAUAAGAAGGCAGAGGAUGAGAUGUCCCGGGCCACGUCUGUUGGAGACCAGCUGGAGGCACCCGCCCGCACCAUUUACCUCAACCAACCGCAUCUCAACAAAUUCCGCGACAACCAGAUCAGUACGGCCAAGUACAGCGUGUUGACAUUUCUACCUCCAUUCUUGUAUGAGCAGAUUAGAAGAGCUGCUAAUGCCUUCUUUCUCUUCAUUGCCUUAUUACAGCAAAUUCCAGAUGUAUCUCCAACAGGAAGAUAUACCACCCUGGUGCCAUUGAUCAUUAUUUUAACAAUUGCAGGCAUCAAAGAGAUUGUAGAAGAUUUUAAGCGACACAAGGCAGACAAUGCAGUUAACAAAAAGAAAACAAUAGUGUUAAGAAAUGGUAUGUGGCAUACCAUUAUGUGGAAAGAGGUGGCAGUGGGAGACAUUGUGAAGGUCGUCAAUGGGCAGUAUCUUCCAGCAGAUGUGGUCCUGCUGUCCUCCAGUGAACCUCAGGCAAUGUGUUAUGUUGAAACAGCUAAUCUGGAUGGGGAGACGAACCUUAAAAUACGUCAGGGUUUGAGUCACACUGCUGACAUGCAAACACGUGAAGUUCUGAUGAAGUUAUCUGGAACUAUAGAGUGUGAAGGGCCCAACCGCCACCUCUAUGACUUCACUGGAAACUUGAACUUAGAUGGGAAAAGCCUUUUUGCCCUUGGGCCUGACCAGAUCUUAUUAAGAGGCACACAGCUUAGAAAUACUCAGUGGGUCUUUGGCAUAGUUGUUUAUACUGGACAUGACACCAAACUCAUGCAGAAUUCAACCAAAGCACCUCUCAAGAGAUCAAACGUUGAGAAGGUGACUAACGUGCAGAUCCUGGUGUUGUUUGUCAUCCUCUUGGUCAUGGCCUUGGUGAGCUCGGCGGGGGCCCUGUACUGGAACAGGUCUCACGGCGAAAAGAACUGGUACAUCAAGAAGAUGGACACCACCUCAGAUAAUUUUGGAUACAACCUGCUGACGUUCAUCAUCUUAUACAACAAUCUUAUUCCCAUCAGUCUGCUGGUGACUCUUGAGGUUGUGAAGUAUACCCAAGCCCUUUUCAUAAACUGGGCUAUAGAUGAAAAUGUAGGAGCAGCAGCAAGAGAUGGAAGAAGGAGACCAACUGAGCCACAUUCAUGGACUCUGUGCCAGAGGGCCUGACUCCUCCAUCCCAGGGCCACACAUAUGGGGACAGCAAAGGAUAAUAAAUCCCACGGAUUGUCCUUCCAGACCCCUCCCAUUGGUGAUGCCAUUGAAGACUGGCUCAACCUGGAGGCAGCUGCAUGCUGUUCCUGACAUUACCAGACCUGCCCACUCUCCCCUGGAUCCCAACAUCGCCAUCUGCCUGGGUCCUCACUCUUGCAACCCAAGGAGGGCCUCCUAAAUUAGGAAAGUGCUUUGGCUCCUUGUCAAUAACAAAGGAUCUUUUUGAACCUCAUCAGUGGAAGCACAGCUCAACACACACAUGCUCACACACACACACACAAUGGCGUGUUUAGAUGCUCACAUGUGCUUUCUGCACAGGGCUACAUCAUUUUCUCCCCUUCAAGUUUGCUCCCAAACAGAUUUAUUUUCUAAUUUUUAUUUUGUUGUACUGUAUGUAUCAACUGCACAAGGCAAUCAGCCAAAGAGAGAUUUAAACAUAUGGACUAAAUUUCAUGUCUUUGGAAAACAUGGUAGAGCAAGACAGCAAUAUGCUCUUCCACUCUGCUCUCUGGGGCUGCCACUUGGCUGGGGAGGGGCCAUGUUACACCUGGGCCAAAUCAUCCCGGGGCUCCCGCUCAAAGCACCACCCUCAUGUCUGCAACAGCCUGUGCAAAUAUGCAAAGCCCUCUUUGAAAGCUCUGCGGUGCUGCUUAGUGGUGUUCUUUGCACCUUGAGCAACGCUCACUCACAUGCAAGACCUGCCCAUGGACAUACCAGGAUUAGCAAAGCAAUCCAUAGCCCUGAAUUUCUGUGGGUGCCUGCAUUUGCUGUGCUACAAGGGGAAGAGAUUGUCAUUUACAGUGAAAAAUAAAGGUGGUGUUAAUUAAAUUUAUAUUUCUAAGUGUCAACGUCUCCAGACCUCUAUUCCUUUUGUAAGGUGAGCAAGUAUGUCUUACAAAAGAAUGAGCCAGAAAUGAACUUCAUUUUACUGUUAUAAUAUCCAGAAUUCACACAUUUUUAAGCAUUUGCUAAAAUAAAUAGUGUUUUUACAAUUGA